Branchiostoma floridae (Florida lancelet) is the source of this 1455-nucleotide messenger RNA. RefSeq lists its product as uncharacterized. The transcript is spliced from 9 exons. NCBI's taxonomy places the organism in Eukaryota, Metazoa, Chordata, Leptocardii, Amphioxiformes, Branchiostomatidae. The record is from RefSeq and is a predicted model, not a curated record. The coding region runs from base 253 to 1455 and encodes 400 amino acids.
AGAGUUACAAAGUCCGUUGGUUAGACCUGUUUUCCAACCUGCCACGUACGUAACCAACCUGUUUUAUCCUUAAUUAAGUCCGACAGAAGGUAGCUGAAACUUUGUUCUUCCACGGCGCGAGAAAUUUUCCCCCUGUUAGAAGGCUCUGCGAAAACUUCUGUGUGUUUCACAUCGAAACAAGUUCUUGCUAGAGGAGUUUUCUGGCUUCGAAGCUCGAAUUCAACUGCUGAUACGAAGCCUACCUGCAUCAGAAUGACCUGUGGUUCUGUGACAUGGAUAUUUCUCCUUUCUGUACUGUCCAUGUCUGCUGGAGAGCGGCAGCAGUACGCCAUGUACGUCUGGGCGGAUGGGUACGACCCGGGUGUGCCGGGCUGCACCGAGACAGACUUCCUGUCCUGGACAAACCCGUCCAUGAACAACAACCCCUGCUUCACGCACUCCUGGAACACACCUGAGAAAAGGCGGUGGCUAUGGAACACCUGUAACGCACCAGGUAGAGAAAUCAGUACAAUCUUCUUGGCUGGUCUCCAUCGCCUGUUGGAAGCCGGGUACAACAGUGACGACUGCAUGACUGACGGGGUGCAGCUGAUCAAGGCCACCUUGCGGGAUGGGUAUCAUCAGGUUCCCGGAUUGCAGGUGUACGCGCUCUAUGCCGUGAGUGACCUCGCAGUGUCCGAGCAGCUACUGGUCAAGCACGUGGUGUGGUACAACGACGUGUGCGCAGGCAAUCAGGAGAAGUUUGUGGGCGUGGCUACCAACAACGAAGCGUUUUCUCACGUCAAGUGUGGCACGCCACUGGAGAAGACGGACUACCUUCAAAACUUGGACAACAUCCGAGCUGAGGCCAGGAAGCAGACAACCGGGCAUCUUAAGGUGCACUAUUCGAUGUCGUGGCACUGGGGAAGGGCGUGUGAUCACGUGACGGAUAACGUCGUCCUCUCAAUUGCGCUAUCUAUCGAUUACUGCACAUAUUGCAAUAUAGUCUAUCUUUGUCAUCAGGUUGCUUACGUCACCCCUCCUGAGAUGGCCAGGCGCGCGAAGCUGGCUGACUAUGAUUACGCAGUUACCCAAGGGAAGAACAUCUUCAUCACUUCCUAUACUGAGAAGGUUGAGCCAUGCCAGAUCACCUUCUUCCCACAAUCCUGUGCGCCCAUCUACGGCGGGAAGUCGGAGGCGGCCAUGUUUGCUGCGUACGACCAGCUGGUGAACCACGGUGUGGGGAAUGCUCGACCGUGCAUCGAAUACUACAGGGGGGUUUACUGUAGCGGGGGAAACUCGGAUUGGCCUAGACAUGAUUCCGGUGUUCCCGUGGACCUGCCCGACCCCGCCGUGUCAGGCCCAGACCAGACGGUGAUGCUGACAGACUGUGGUCCCGGCUCCUACUGCAAAUGCUGGCUGGACCCUCCCAUGUGUCAGGGCACGGACCUUCCCUGCCAGUGUCAUAACCAUGACUAG